AUGCCUACAAGACGGAAGGUGCUUGCGCCAGAGCAAACAGAUGAUCAACACCUCAAAGGUUUGAAAUCUUAUCAAUUUGAGCGUCUCAAGCGCCGCUUCAAUCAUGAUGCAAUAUACCAUAUCAAUGAAGUUUGUGCUCUGGGCCAUGUGCUCUUUCACCAGAUCAAACUUGCACCUGCCGUAGUGAAGCCUGCUCAGCUUGAUGGAUGCAUUUAUAGAAAUGACUUCAUCAAGGACGUACGCUAUGCCUCUUACGGGAUCAAUUCAAUUAUCAAAUCAAUAGAAGCCUCCGAGCUCAAUCUUGCCCAAGAGAAAUGGGCUGUCAAGCUACCUUGUAUCAAUGAGAAAAUCUGGGAAAUCAUCCACGCCGCCGAUAUACUCCAAACCAAACAAUCAACUGAACCAGAAAAUCUUCAAGUCAGGAAAGCUGCCAAACUCGCCAAACUCUCAAUUCCGAUGAUCAAGUUAAUCAAGAUUUUCCUGACCAAGAUUUCAAAACAAGGGAUCAAUCAAAAACGGUUCCCAACUUACACAAAGAUGAGUUUGGAACAGAAUAACUAUCUAGCCCAUUUGGUUGCCAUCUUCGGCGAAGAUUUCAAGAGCCUACAACUACUCUAUCCAAAAAUUGAAGCAACUGGGUUUGGCGCUGCGACUAGCCGUGAGACCGUACAAAUAGCCAAUGAUAUUGAAUCUCAUGUGAUAACUACUCUAUCCCCUGUCCUCAUGUACUAUCUUCCUUUGAUCAAAGACACCAAUGGUAUUGCUACCUUGAAAGAGCAGUAA
Puccinia triticina is the source of this 783-nucleotide messenger RNA. RefSeq lists its product as uncharacterized. Bases 1 to 783 code for a protein of 260 amino acids. NCBI's taxonomy places the organism in Eukaryota, Fungi, Basidiomycota, Pucciniomycetes, Pucciniales, Pucciniaceae. The record is from RefSeq and is a predicted model, not a curated record. The transcript has 2 exons.